Molecule: messenger RNA, 5892 nt
Organism: Linepithema humile (Argentine ant)
Lineage: Eukaryota; Metazoa; Arthropoda; Insecta; Hymenoptera; Formicidae
Product: GATA-binding factor C-like
Biological process (GO): cell fate commitment; negative regulation of transcription by RNA polymerase II; positive regulation of transcription by RNA polymerase II
Molecular function (GO): DNA-binding transcription factor activity, RNA polymerase II-specific; RNA polymerase II cis-regulatory region sequence-specific DNA binding; zinc ion binding
Source: RefSeq, a predicted model, not a curated record
UUAAUUUGAGUAUAUAAGCUUUGAUUUGACACUACUUUUUUUCCGUGUGAUAAUAACAUCUAAAUCAUAUUAUCCACGGGAUAAAAAUCAGCAUGUUUUGAUUUGAGUUCCGUUGGUAUUGACACCGAAAUGCUGCUGGGAUAUUCAAUUGAUCCCAUGAUUAAUCAUAUCUUACCUUUUUCGAGUUCUGCCCUCUGUUUUGAGAGAAUCGUGCCCCAAUUGUGGUAAAUGCGGGUGUCUAAAACACGGACGGAAUUCGUGCGUAACGUCGCAUUUUGGACAAUUCGGUUUGAUUCGCCUGCGACGUCGGGAGUGCCGUUUAACGUGUCGCGCGAUUUUUGUAUUCGGGUACGCGCGCGAGCAAAGCGUGCGUCGCGAACGCGUGUGAGUCAGUGUGAAUGUUUGAAGGAUCUGAGAGGAGGAGACGCGCGCGCGAGGCCCAGGGGACAUCGAGCGACAGUAAAUCAACGAUCAAUGAAUCGAUAUGCGAGCCGCAGUGAGUACAGCGACACCAGUUUCCAUCCGGCUCCUAAAUCUCACGUCAACUCUCCCGAAUUCCGCGGAACUUCAAGAUCGAAUCCGAUAGCGGCCGACAUGUGUUACAUCGCGUUCGCGAGUCUCGCACAAUAUGAUCAUCGAGCAUUGCUCGAGCCCGGAUGACGUGAGAAAACACUAAUCACGGCGAAUGGAACAAAAUCGAUUCUCUGGGCGGAGACCAGGAAGAAAUCUCGUCUUCGUGAUCCUCGGCAAAUCAGACCAGGGAUUACCUAUGAUCCCGCUGGGCGUCGCGAGGACGACGGAAAAGGAAGAGAGGCGCUUUUGGCAGCGUUCCUAAUCUUCCUCUCUCCUCGCCCGACCUGCCCCCCCGUUCUUUCUCUCUCUCUCUCUCUCUUCCUUUUUCUCUCUAUUCCUCGCUUUCCAUCCCUCUUUCUCCCCCUCUCCACCAUCCGCGCCACCACUUUCUCGUUCCUCUUCGACGAGCGGCUGUGCGACGCAUCGUAGAUUUCGUCGGACACGAUGGACAUGAGCAGCGAGUCGAGCACCGCUAGAUGGUACGAGCCGCCUAGGCCGUCGUUGGAGCCGUCUUCGGGGGGCGCCGGGGUGGCCGGGGUGGUCGGCAACCCCAGCGACUACAGGGGUUACUACCCCGGACCGGCGGCGCACCACCCCGCGGCACACUACGCCCACACGAGGAUGUCGAGCAGCGGCGUAUCGAGCGGCCCCGUGAGAGGGCCGCACUUUCACAGUUCGGUUAUCCACCCGUGGCUGUCCGGCAGCAGCGCCGACACCUCGAAGACACCCUGGGGAUUUCCCGCGACUAUGGCGACCACGGGCGGUGCAGUGAACGACGAAAAACCGCAGAGCCCCUUAGGAUCUUCGCUGCCGCCUACCACGGGUAGUCUGUCGAGUCACGGUGGCGGCGGCGCCGGUCAUCAUCUGUUCUCCUUUCCGCCGACGCCGCCCAAGGACGCUACGCCCGAUAGCAUAACCGCCGGCACGACUUCAGGCGCGUCCAACAACAAUAAUAAUUCCACGAGCGCCAACAACAACAACAACAGCGGCAACCCGCUUUCCGGGCUGGGCGGCGGUACAACCAGCGAGUAUCAAGCGGCGGUCGCUCACGCGGCGGUGAUGGGCGCGUUUAUGCAUCAUCAGGAUGCGCUGGGCGCAUCGGGCGCCAGUUCGUGUGACAUCAAGCCGACGGUGAUGCUCGGCCACCAUCAUGGGGCGCCUUCGCCGCCGCAUCAGCAGCACAACGGCACUAACAACGGCAACAACGGUCCCGGCGGCACGAACGGCUCGUCCGGCCAGGUGAAGCAACGAGAAGGUAAUAACCAGUCCGGCAGUGUGACGGGCAGCCAACAGGCGAGCGCCACGCAACAGCAGCAACAGCAACAGGACGCGUAUCAGAACAACAACGGGGUGCCAGCCGGUGGCGGCGGCGGUGGCGGCGGCGGUGGCGGCAGUGGCGGCGGCAGUGCCAGUAGCAACGGCGCGGCCUCGCCCUGCAGAGAUAGUUACGCGGCUGCGGCUGCAGCCGCCGCCGCAGCGGCGGCCGCGGCGGCCUCCAACAGCCACCAUGCCACUUCCGGCUCGCAAUACGACCCGGCCGCGAGCGCGUACAACAUGUAUCAACACCUGCAGUAUCCCUCGAGUACCCACCAUCACCAUCAUCAUCAUCACGGCGCCAACACGGCGUCGUCGUCCACCGCGUCGUCCCACAAUCCGCACAACGGCAGCGCAGCGGUAGCCGGUAUUUUCGGUCAUCACGCCGGUACCGCGUCCGGUAACGCGACCGGCGGCCUAGCCGGCGUCGCCGGCGGCGCCGACUCGAAGCUGCUGGUCGGUCACGCGCACGGCAACACCCCGGGCUCGCCCUCCGCGCAGCAGCAGCAGCAGCAAAAGCCGAGGAACAAGUCGAGGACGUCCGCCGAGGGUCGCGAAUGCGUCAACUGCGGCGCCACUUCGACACCUCUCUGGAGACGAGACGGCACCGGUCACUAUCUGUGCAAUGCCUGCGGACUUUAUUACAAGAUGAACGGACAGAAUCGACCUCUCAUCAAGCCGAAACGACGCCUGUCGCUGCAGAGCGCGGCGAGACGGGCGGGCACCAGCUGCGCCAACUGCAAGACGGCGACCACGACCCUCUGGCGGAGGAACCAGGCCGGCGAGCCGGUCUGCAACGCCUGCGGACUCUACUACAAAUUGCACAACGUGAACCGGCCGCUGACUAUGAAAAAGGAGGGCAUUCAGACGAGAAAUAGGAAGCUCUCGUCGAAAAGCAAGAAAAAGAAAUCCGGCGGCUGCUUAGGCCUCGGCGGUGUCAUGGGUGACAUGAUCAAGGCCAGCGGACACCUCGAUCUCGAUAACAAGCCCUUCCAUUCCGGAUUCGGAUCGCCAAUGGGUACGUCGCAGCAUCAUCACACGAUGCAUCCGGCGAUGCAGCAUUACAUGUAUCACACGGGCGUCGGCGUGGCCGGAGGUCUUCAUCAGGGCUUUGCGCCACCGGCGCCGCCCCCCAUCCACCCGCACUCGCAUUCGCAUUCCCAUUCUCAUCACAUGACGAGUCUUCAGGGUCUGCAGCUGGCCGCCACGACGAACGCAAUGACCGGCUGGCGAUCGGAGUACACAUGAAUCGCGAGUGACUAGCAGCUCAGGACGCAGCCCACCACUGUCACAUUGUAAUAUGUAAAAAGGAAAAAGACAAAAAAAAAGCAGAAAAAAUUAAGCUCCUCUUCUCUUUCUCGCACGCGGGCCUCCUUCAUGGAGCACGAUCGAUCACUAACGACACGCGAAAAUCCCCGGCACGCGGGGGGAUCCCGAGACGCUCGGCGUCCUUAGCGCGGACGCGAGAAAAAAAAGAGCGUCCGUCGGAUCUCUCCUUAAAACGAAAGAGCUCUUUGUAAAUAUGUAAAGUUUCGUGUAGGGCCAUCGAGCCCCGGCCCCAAGUACAAAGGAAAAUUCAGCAACACUGUAUCGAGUCUUAUAUAUGAUAUAUAGCAUGUAAAUAAAUAUAGAUAUGAGAAUUUAUAUAUUAUGUGCGUGCGCGAGCGUGGAAGGACGGAUGAAUGCGGGUGUGUAUGCGACAACCUGUUUCAGGUGACUCCUUCGCAGGAUUCUGGCCGAGUGUGAUCGAUCGGACGCUUGGACCAUCGUGCGGAACCAUAUAAUGUGCAACGACACCACAAAAUCCGCUCGAUCAUGCCUCGCGCUCAGAAUCGAUUUCGAGGGGAGUCGCGAGUGCUGCAGGUGGGCGAGCUCGAGAGUGCGCGGGCAUGCAUGCUUCGCAUGGAAAUCGACGCGAUAUGUGCAAUUUCAAAAGAUGUUUUAUUAACGGGCGUUCGUAACUCGGUGCGGGACCGUUUGGACGUUCCUCAAAAAUUCUUGCCAUUCAUGUGAUGUCGUUUUCUAUGAAUCCGAAACUCAUGUUCGAAAGUAAUGUUAGAAAAAUAUAAAAAUAUAUCAACAUUUACUUUUAUAUUUUUUAUUUAUUUAUUUUAAUAAAUUUGAAUUUUAUUGAAACUGAAUUAAUUAAUACUUUUUCAAACUGAAGUCCUCUCUUUCUUUAGAGAGUAUAAUUGUACUUGUACUUAUUUGUGUUCCGCACAAAUCAUUAAUAAAUUAAUAUUUUAUAAUUUAGAAAAAAUUGUGUUUUCAAAGCGCGAACAGUGAACAAUAAUAACGAAGAGACUUUUAUAUCGCCCGGCGAAGAGUGGUUUUUAAAGAACAUACACGGUCGCCAAUCGCAUGCGAAAUACGAUUCUCUCAGAAGGAAUCAAGUUUCGCUUCGGUCUAGAAACAUAAUUCGUUUUUCAGGAAUUGAAAAAUGACUUUAUAAUAUUUCUAUGCGAACCUUGAUCGCGGAUUCACGCCGAAAGUCCUCUAAAAUCGAGUUUCUUUUUCAGCUUUUUUUUUAGGUCUUUCGAGUAUAUUUUUCUUCUGUUCUGUCCGCAGUCGACGUCCACCGGUCCAGCACCGUUCUGUGUGUCGUACCGGUUAGUGAUAGUUCACGUAAGUGUAAUAAAAGCGCAUAGGAUAAAUUCUUAAAUUAUAUAUACACGAAGCCUCCGGCGAUCGCGGUCGAUCGUUCCGACGCGACGCGUCGACGCGAUCGCCGGAUCGCACGAGAGAGCGUUAGCUUCAUAAUUUAGUCACGGCGGAAUCCACAUUUACACGGAUACAAGUACACAUACAUACCGAACAGCGGCAGUCAAUGCAAGAAAACACGAGGAACACGCGACUAAAGGCAAGUGUAAAUUUUGUAUCUUCGAGAUUGUGUAUCGUUAUUGUAAUAAUAGUAUAUAUAUAUAUAUAUAUAUGCAAAAUGUGAAGAAAAAAUAAAAUAUAUAUAUAUUAUAAAUAUAUAUCGAAGCGCACGGCGGUGGACCGUCGCGCGUGUUAAAUGAUUGUGCAUAAUUAGCAACUAAUUGCGCAUCAUAAACAACCAACCAUGCAUAUAGAUAGUCAGCAGGAUAUAAAUUGACGACUCAUCGAGACGAGCGGGCGCGACACACGUGUGGUCGUACGGGUGGUGGGGGAGAGGGGGGGGAUUGGGAGACGACGCCGGGCGAGAUCGUAUUAGUAUUUGUCAUUAUCAUUAUCGAUCACAUCCGUCGAUUGAUUGUCCAUUGAUUGAUUGCUACUCGUCAGAGAGAGAGACUCACUCGCUUGAGUUCCCAACACAUUGUGAUUUUUCGAUUCUAGAGGUUUUACCACUCGCGUAUGUUUUUUGCGAAACUAAGUAGACGUACGUAGACUAAAUACGAAAUCGGGGGGGAGGAAAGGGGGAGAGGAGGAAAAGAGAGAUGUUAAAGGGAAAAGGUAAAGACGCGUAUGAUUUUCGGCGGGAUAUCGCGCGCGAAAUACUUUUCUCUCUCGCCGCGAGGAUGACGAACGAAGUGGAGGUGUGCAGGAUCCUUCGAGAUCCUACGAGGGGGACGACGGGUGGCGGCGAUUUGUCCAAAAAGACUGAAGGGUGGAAAAAGCAAAAGUCCGUAUCGAUGGUUCACUUUCCGUGGGAGGAGGAGGAGGAGGUGGUAUCUAUUAAUAGUAUUACUAGGGAGUAGCGUGUAGCCUGUGUAAAGAAAAAAAAAAUAUUAUGAUUUUUAAGUGAGAUCGAUCGCACCCGCACGAACGCGCGAGAAGGGGCUUGGGAGUUUGGGGUUAGAUUAAGGGUGCGACGCGCGGGAGAGACGAAGAAAGAGACUUUCGAGGGGAAAGGAAAAAGGAUGGGCAGAAGAGCGAUCCUUUCGCACGCGAGAGCGACGUGCGGCGAGGAUGUUUAUUGGAUGUAAAAAGUGACACACACACACACAUACACACACACACAUUGUAAGAUAUCAUUGUAAAAAGAGGUUUUAACUUAAAAUAAAUUAAAUGAUAAAUCACGCA